AUGCCUCAGCAAAACACAAUGAGUAUUACCAUUCCUAUGGUAUUUGUACGGUCUCAGUGCCCAAAAGUUUGUCAGCAGUCAUGUCAGCAAAAAUGCGACACUCAUCCUGCAUUAAUCACGUGCCUCCCUCAGUGCAGUCAGUCUUGUGAGCAGAAAUGUGCCCAAAUGUCACCUAUCCAAAAUCCGUUGUCUGAGCUGACAGAUCCAUCUCAGUAUUUAACAUCCGCUGGAUGUGGAGGUGGGAACGAGGCUGCAUGCGGACAACCGCAGUUGCAGCCACAAGCAAUAACAUCAGAACCGCCUAUACAAAUAGUGACUUUUCCCACUCUGCUGACGGAGGACAGCGAGCAGCCUGUGUGUGUAGAGGAGUGCAUGCCGAACUGUGACCCUAAGUGUAUUCUGGAGCAAUAUCUCAUGAAUCCUUCGCGAGAAACGGAGAAUAAAAAAGAGUAG
Messenger RNA from Strongylus vulgaris, 453 nucleotides. Lineage: Eukaryota; Metazoa; Nematoda; Chromadorea; Rhabditida; Strongylidae. The record is from the annotation of a GenBank genome assembly.